This is a messenger RNA of Zophobas morio, 437 nucleotides long. RefSeq names its product cuticle protein 7-like. Gene Ontology annotation, cellular component: extracellular matrix. Bases 18 to 437 code for a protein of 139 amino acids. Lineage: Eukaryota; Metazoa; Arthropoda; Insecta; Coleoptera; Tenebrionidae. The record is from RefSeq and is a predicted model, not a curated record. The transcript has 2 exons.
UCAAGAAAUACAAGACCAUGGCAACUAAGCUCCUCGUCCUCGCCGCCACCCUCGCCUUCGCAAGAGCCGGCCUCGUGCAGCACGGCCAGUCGGCCUACUCCAGCGUCCAGCAGCACCCCGUCCCCGCGCCGGCCGCCGUCGCGGUCGCCGCGCCCGUCGUCGCCGCCGCCCCCGUCGUGCAGACGCGCGUCGAGCCCUACGACCCCCACCCCCAGUACAACUUCGCCUACGCCGUCAACGACCAGCACACCGGCGACUCGAAGAGCCAGCACGAGACCCGGAACGGGGACGUGGUCCACGGGCAGUACAGCCUGACCGACCCGGACGGGUCUCGGCGCGUCGUCGAUUACAGUGCGGGACCUCACACCGGCUUCAACGCCGUGGUCCAGAGGACGGGGGCGCACGCCGCCGCCGCCCCCCUGCAAGUCGGCAACUAA